GACACACUUCACUGACUCCAGGCAAAUAACAGCUGACGUCUUCAGUGAGUUUCAGUCCAGCAGCCAGAUGCACUUCAGCAGAUGCUUUAUCUACUUUCCUUGACUCUGAAUGAUCCAAGUGGAAUGGAUUUGACUGACGGACUCUGAAAAGUGAACAUAUACCCUGAAUUAAAAACUGGUCUUCUGUGAAGAGGACAUACUUAGUCCAAUCACCAUGGAUUCCAGAAAGCCGAUUCUUCCACCAAACAAACCAACUCUGAUUCAUGAAGGUUCUCCAAAACGAUACCGUCUGUUUACAGUGAAAAAAUUGCUUGAUGACAGUGGAAAAAUCAGAAAAUGGACUUAUGGGAUGAAAGACAGCAGUAAACCAAACAAAAUUGUUCUGCUGGUGGGAGAAACAGGCGCUGGUAAGACAAGCCUCAUCAACAGCAUGGUCAACUACUUACUCAAAGUGAAGUUUGAGCAUGAAAUAUGGUAUGAAAUAACUGAAGAAGAAGCCAGAGAUCAAUCAGAAUCACAAACCUCUGAAAUCACCAUGUAUGAGGUCUUUCAUGUAAAAAGUCCCAUAUCUCUCACCAUCAUUGAUACUCCAGGCUACGGAGACACUAGAGGACUGGACAAAGAUCUGGAAGUUGCUGAGAAUUUAGCCACUCUGUUUCAAAGCAAUGAUGGAGUUCGUGAAGUCGAUGCUGUGUGUUUUGUGAUUCAAGCAUCUAAGAAUCGUCUCUCAGACAGACAGCAUUACAUUUUCAGUUCAGUUCUAUCUUUGUUUGGUAAAGACAUUGUGAACAACAUUGUGUUCCUAAUCACACACUCUGAUGGUCUACCACCCAAAAACGUCAUUGGUGCCAUUAAUAAAGCUAAGAUCCCCUGCAGACGAGACAAAAGCGGCCAACCUGUUUAUUUCUUAUUUAACAACCGGCAGGCUGAUGCACGUCAAAAUGAGAGACGUUACGUUCGCGCUCAAAGAGAUGCCUGGGAAGACAGUGUGGAAGACCUGAAGAAUUUUUUUCAGUCUCUGCAUGAAAAGAACAGAAGAAGUUUAGCGUUAACUUCAGAUGUACUGACGCAGCGAAUUCAGUUUGAAGCAUCCAUCUGCAACUUACAGCAGCGAAUUCAAGAGAUGGAGCUGAAAAUGGCUGAAAAACUUCAGAUUCAGGAGGCAAUGGUGCAAAACAAGGAAAAGAUUGAUGAGUGUACAAACUUUACAAUUAACUUCAAAAAGACUGUGAAACUUAAGGUGCCCAUCGAGAGCGCAUCAUGGAAAAACAGAAAGGCGACAACCUGCACCGUCUGUGAAGAAAACUGCCAUGAGUUUGGCUGCUGGUGGGCUUCUGAUCCCAGCAAAUGUGAAGUCAUGAAAAAAAGCUACUGCACCGUGUGCACAGGGAAGUGUCAUCACAGCAAACAUGUCAAAGAAAACAAGAAAUACAUCAUCAAAAACUCCACCAUAAAGAUAGAAUUUGACAGAUGGAUAAAAGAUUAUGAAAAAGCUGAAGAAGAGUCCAGAAAGUUUUCAGUUAUAAUGGAUAGACUUGACCGAGAUCUGCAGGAUAUUGAGGACCAAAAGUCAAUUCUUCUGUUCAAUGCUUACAGGACCAUCAAGAAUCUGUCUCAGAUCGCAUUAAAACCAGACUCUGCCUUCACUCUUCAGCAUCUGGACUUCUUCAUCCCCAGAGUGAGGGAGGCUGGGAAAGAAGACUGGGUGAGAGAGUUGGAGGAAAUGAGGAGAAAAGCUGUAGAAGAGGAAGCAAAUAAAGACACUUUGAGUUAUCUUCAGGCAGGUCUGGCAAAACUAGAUAUUUUUUUUAGUGAGAAAUGAAAAAAGUCAUAGAGGACCACUGAAUAAUCAAUGACAAUGAAGAAAACUUUCCAUGAAAAAAUAAAUGCAGGAGACUCUGUUGAUCUGAAGAUAAUAAUGUUCAUUUGACCAUACUAUCAAGUUCAUUUUUAGUGUUUAUAACUAGGCAAGCUUUAUAAAAUUAGGCUCCUGUUAGCUCAUGUACUUUACUUAUAAAAUUACAAUUAUUAUCAUGGAAAAUGACUCAACCAGAAACAGAGAUUUAUUUACUCAUUUACUCAUAUCCCCCCCCCCCAGAUUGUAUGUCUGCUUGUCUAUAUGUCUCUAUGCUGCUUAUCUUAAACUCUUGAUAAAUACAGUUUAAAAUAUCGAUUGUAUUUUCUUCAUUGGGUUUGUGUUUAAGCCAUGAUCCAUCACCAAGUUAAUAAAAAAGUAUUGCAUUCCCCUGACAAAUUUUGCAUUUGAUAAUGAAAGUUUUACUUUCCUAAGAAACUUUGUAUUCAGUUACAAAAAUGUUGCUUAAAUUGGAACCCCGCACUAUUUUCGGCCUAAAUGUGAUAAUCUAAAGGCUGCAGUUCCAACCAGGCUCAGGUGCCAGUAUGAAUAAAUAUAGGGGCCUCAUUUUUAAAAACUGCGUACAUACAGAUUUGAUCUUAGAGUGUGCAUAUGCCAAAAUCCACGGCAACAUUCAUAUUUAUAAAAACUCUCUUUGACGUGGAAAAGUACUUAUCUCAACAUCAGGGUCUAAGCAGGCAUACACACUUUUUCUUGCACAAGACUGUCUAUGCAUGACCUGGCAUUUUACUUGUUUCCAAAAUGAGGCAAUGUGAAAUACGGAGCACUCGUGGCUGAUUCAUUCAUACCUAAUGCCAGAGGGUGCUCUCAGGCAUGAACUUAAAAUAUUGAUGUAAUAAAUUAUGACCUGCCAGGAACAAAGGCCAUCUUCAUCUCUUGCUUCAGUAAUCUCCAAAACUGAUUCCUAAAGCAUUUAGUCUUCCUCCAAGUACGAGAGUGCAACUUCAAUAAAAAAAUGCAAAGUGUCUUUUACUCCUAUAAUUUAACAUUAUUGGGGGAAAUUUAGCAAAGAGUUAAAAUUACAGUUAAAGUCAUGCCAUGUUGUGUAAAACAACACAUGCACAGAUUAUAUUGCAAACCCUCUCUGGUUUCAUUUUGAGCUCUCCAUGCAGAAAAAAAAUUAAAUGCUUGUUUCAGAACUCCAAAACACCUUUCAUUGGCAUUCCUUGUUUUGGUUUUAUACAGUUUUGGUUUUGUACUGAGUUUGAAGUACACUCAGUGACUGGAUUCAACAAGUGCGUUAGAAGUCAGGGUUUUAGUGGAUAACCAGACUCACUGAAGAGCCUACCUUGCGAUUCUCUUUUCUCAAAUGCAUUAUGAAUUUGGGAACUUACCAAAAUUAUUAGUCAUGGGUUAAUCCUGGCCAGUGAGUAAAACAGUUGAGCAGUCUGAUUUUGGCAUCACAUAUUGCUUGUGCACAUUAAUAUUGUAGUAACCUUUCCUAUUGACAAACAACGGCUAAUGGGUUGAAGGUGCUUGA
Messenger RNA from Carassius auratus (goldfish), 3356 nucleotides. RefSeq lists its product as uncharacterized. The record is from RefSeq and is a predicted model, not a curated record. Lineage: Eukaryota; Metazoa; Chordata; Actinopteri; Cypriniformes; Cyprinidae. Gene Ontology annotation, molecular function: GTP binding. Bases 215 to 1822 code for a protein of 535 amino acids. The transcript has 5 exons.